AUGAGCAACCAGACCUUUGCUACAGGCGACCUCAGAACCCAAUUGGACGAGAUUCAAGAAGUCCUUGACAGGGUCAACCCCAAGCAGGAAAACAUGACGACAGAGGAGCGACAGAUUGUUCAAAACGCACAAAUGAUGAAGGACCUGGCUGAGGAUGUGAUAGCUACAAAACUUGCGUCGGUAUCACAACAACACAGGAAGGACUCCAUUCAGGAUCAUCGGCCAAACGCACCCGCAUCUUUGACCCUCUCAUUACCAUCCUUGUCUGGUCACCCCUUCGACCCAACAGAGGCUCCACCACCAACAGCAGCAACACCUCCCCCAGCCAACGCCUUCCCGAAGGGCCAUCUUCGCCACAAAUCCUCGACCGCUUCAAUGGCUUCCUCCUCUGCGGACAGAUCAUAUACCCCCGAGGGCGACGACCGUCUCUCUCGUCCCUCAUCUUCCUCUUCCGUCCGCCGUCAACAAAAGAAAAAGUCUCGCCAAUCUCUCCGUCAACUCGAACCUUUGAAUGACGGAGAACAGGGCACCAGCAAGGUCGAGGAAGAAAAUAAUGCUGCGUUCGAUCGAAUCUGUUCUCUUCUCACUCAUCUGAUUACAGAUGCUUCAACCGCUGUGAGCACUGCUCCGGGAGGCUCUCAACAGCCCUCCAAUAUACCCAUCCCGCAGUUCUUGCCCCUCGUCACAUCCGAUUCUGAAUCAUCCACCCACAGCGGCGCCAGCGAUGAUGAUGACGAGGAUGAGCCUGAUCAGGAUACAGUAGCAGUCAAAGCAGCAGACAGCGGCAAUAACGAUACCCAACCUCAGGACGAGUUCAUCAAGCGUCUACAGGGUCCUGAGGGUGUGCCACCCCAGGAGGAGCUCGAGUUGGAAAUCGAAGACCCCAAGCCCAGUAUUCGCUACAGGAAGAGCCUUCGAUCCCGUUACGACCAACCCACCAAGCGCCUCUCCAGCCUCUUUAUGGAGCUCUCCAACACUCAAAAGACGGGCGACAACUUGCAGGAUGAGCUCUUAUCUCCAAAGAUCUCGUCCGAAACCAAGAACCUGGACAGUGAGCUCGCCGCCAAGGAGAAGCCUGUCAGGAAGCCUAGACACUCGGUUUCGUCUCUCUCCAUCUCCUCGACUCGCUCUUCUCGACCCAGCAGUGUUUACGUCUCCACCAACGCUCGACAUGCUGAUUCAGCGGAUGUUCAAUUAAAUUUUGAUGGCCAGCCCUUGUCUCCAAAGUCGGCACCCAGACACCGCGCCAGCACAUCCUCCCUGCGCUCCAGUAGAUCAUCCUCGCAAUCCGAUUCUUUGCCCAACGAUUUGGAAGUUCAACAGGUCCUCCAAGGAGUCAACUCGGAGCUGGACCGGACUGUCGAGACCAUCGACGGCCUGACGCGGGAUUUGGUCGCUGUGGCAACUCAUCAAAACUGGAUGCAGAUGAAGUUGCAAAAGACACUGCAGUUUCAGAAGCAGCAGGUGGAAAGGAUCGAUGUUGCUCUCUCCAACUCGACCUCUCAUCGCACUUUGCCUGCAGCCCAAUCUCGGGAGUUGAACCAGCGCCAUCACCAGACGACGACGUUGAGCAGUGAUCCUAUGGGGCAGCAUCACCCCCUGGCGGACCUUUCCAGAAGUCUCAAGCAAGUUGCUGUCAGUGUUGGCAAGGUCUUGGCCAACAGCACCCCUUCGACCGCACCUCGUAACCGCCUUGUCGAGAGUCUUCAUGGACCUUCAGAGUCAGAGGACAGCACAACCACUGUUCGCGGAGGUCGAUCAACACCCACCCCUGCCAACCGUAAGGAGUUUACGCGGUACUUCCAAGAGCUGGAAAAAGUCGCAGCGAUCGGAGGAAAGAUGGGGUUUGACAAGACGGAUGUCGACGGCUUUGAUACUCGGGAGUUGUUGGGUGAGUCGUUGGAUCACCGUCAGGAAAAUCAUUACUCCUCGGACUCUCACCAUUACGACAGCGACCAACAGCGGGAAUCUACGAGCUCCGGCAGAGGACAAGAACAGAAUUCGGCUUACCAUUCUCGCAGAGGCAGUGGCGCUUCUGCAGCAGGACCACCCGAGCUGGAGGACUUUGCGGCUCAGUGUCGUCUGUUGACGCGUGCUCUGGUUCUUCCCUUUGUCCAGUUGACACACCAUGCGAUGACUAGCCAGGAUUCGGCUUUGUCGCUGACGCCCCGUUCUAGCCGCUUUACCGAUCAGUCCUCCGCCUAUGACAAUGCGACCUUGGACAUUAUUGAGGACCUGGAGGUCAGCUCAGGAAUCAAUCACUCCAAGCACCCGUCCACGACGUCAUCUACCGGCACGCGUCGCUCAUCUUUGAACAGUGCCAGUCAUCAUGCCUCCACACCACGCGAAAAGAAGCCAUUCUCCCCUCUUUCGUCGCCGCUUCUCCCAGCUGCUUGGACUUCUUCCUUAUCGGUCAGCGGACGCGAUUUGGAUGCGAUCUUCAAGGGCCAAGGCGAGCUUUCGACCGACGCGAUCGUCAAGGCCAGAUCUGUCAUCUCGACUGGGCUCUAUUUGAUUCAUCUCCUCUACUGGACAGCCCUCUUUGUCAUUGGCACGAUUGUUCUGGAUCCUUGGCUGGCAGAAACGGCUGGACAGCAGGUUGUUCGGAUUGUGGAGCAGGUUCGGAAUGCCGUUGCCAAGGAUGGUAUUAUCGGACAAGGAAUCCAUCGUGCCAUUGAUCAGGGCCACCAACAGCUUCGUCAUCGACAUUCGUUUGAGCAGCAACAGCGCGAUGCAGCGAGUGGGGCCAUCACGGAUUCGGACUUGAUUGACGAUCACCUUUCCUUGGAUCAGGAUCUCCGCCGCUCGACCUUCUCUUUGCGUCAGCAAAGCAGCAACCACUGGAACGCAGUCGACGAUGACAAUGUUGCCGCCGCACCUGAUUCUACUCGUCUGCAGGAUCUGGAGGAUCGUGCCAUUGAGGUCGCAGUUGGAUUUGAAUCGCUCAAGCAGCGCCUCGGAUCCAGCCCUGGAUCUACCAGCAGCACCCGAUCGAGUUUCCGACCCAUCAGCGGACUUUGGAGCCGGCCCAACAGUUUCCAGUCCACCGCCUCGGCUCUGACUGAGGCGACUAUGGGCGGUAGGACCCUAUCGCCCGACUCGCCCCUUGGGCGCAGCAACAGCCAGAACAAGGAGCGACCUCUGUCCCAGGUCUCUGCAGCUUCUUCGUCGACGACGGAGGGUAGUGUUUUGAGGACCAUCUCCUGGGCUGGUCCCAGACGCCGCCGCGCCACUCGCGACGGUAACAGUGGUACCCAGGCACGUGUCCGUCGGUACUCGAACAAUUCUCGUGGAGUGAACGUGCCUCUCAAGGCCGGCGCCGCAGGAGGAGAGUUUGCUGUGCCGACUGUGACACUCCGUCAGGGUCUCAACGUCCGUCGGGACCGUCCUCAGACUCACUGGGGUACAUUUGAGUCGUCAUCGUCUGUCUUUUCCUCGGACAACACUAGUUUCGGAUUGGGCCAUAGCCGUGGACCUUUCCGCGAGGCGUCGUGUUCGAUCUCGUCCACGGCUUCUUCGUCCACUACCCUGUCAGAGUUCAUUCUGCCACCUUACAACAUGACAGCUGGAGGUACAGACGUGGGCAAGGUCAACUUGGCGGCCAAGGCGUACAAUUGGGUACAGACCGGAGCUGCUACUGCGGUGGAAGGAGUUGAAGGCGCCGUUCAUUCCCAGAGCCGCCGUAGGUCCAUGUAG
Messenger RNA from Linnemannia hyalina, 3696 nucleotides. The record is from the annotation of a GenBank genome assembly. NCBI's taxonomy places the organism in Eukaryota, Fungi, Mortierellomycota, Mortierellomycetes, Mortierellales, Mortierellaceae.